Molecule: messenger RNA, 1755 nt
Organism: Acytostelium subglobosum LB1
Lineage: Eukaryota; Evosea; Eumycetozoa; Acytosteliales; Acytosteliaceae
Exons: 4
Coding region: 1-1755 (584 amino acids)
Source: RefSeq, a predicted model, not a curated record
AUGUUCACUGCCUACUUGAAUGUGAAUGGCGCAGCACGAUCAUUAUCAAUCCUCAGCUAUCACUUGGGCUCGGCCAUUGACACUGGCAACGUUGACUUUGUGCGACUGCUACUCAAACACAAAUGUGGAGGUGAGACGGCUAGAGAUGGAGUAAAGCGGCCGGCCAGUGUCGACAUGCUCAAGUUUCUACACGAGGAAUUCGAAGUCCACUUUAACGACCACGUGUUGUUACCAUCAUUACUCAAACUGUGUAUCAAGUGGAACAAGGUGGACAGUGUCCAAUACAUUGUCAAGCAUAUGCCCAAGUUCUUAGCUAAGAGAGAAUCACCGAUCAAACAGAGUAUACGUAAAGGAUUGGUAUAUGUGGCCAAACAAGGGAACGUUGAGAUGUUCCAAUCCCUUUGCAACACACCCUUGGGACUAAAGCCCUUCCACAAUCUUCCAAUGCUGCAGGCAGCUUUGGACUUUGGCCAUGGUGAUCUUAUCAAACCACUUCUUUGUGGUAGCGACGGUGAUGAUGAUGAUGAUGGACUCAGGGAGACGGUCAUUCAAUAUUUUGAGUGGCCUGACGGAGACACAGACAGAUCACCAACCGAUGCCAAGCUUCGUGUCACUCCCUUAUCGACGAUAAACACGAAUAACUUUGAGAUGGCCGAGUCACUCCUUCCUCAAGUCGAGCCCGUAUCGAUUGGUGUUGCAAUGUGGGGCCGAAUGUCCAGUCAAAUGGCUAAGUUCAUCACUCAUCCUCGUCAUAAAGGACUCAAGCUAUUCUCUCAUUCCAACUUGUCAUUCUUGUUAGAGUCGAUGAAGGUACCAGGAUGCCACAUCACAGAGGAGAUCAUUCUCAACUUCAUUGACAACUGCCCAUCGGAUGCUCCUCGAUGUUCAAACACCAAACAUCUAAUCUCAUUGUCAAUUGAUUGUUUGGUCAUAGCAUUGGAGACGGGCAACAUUGAAGCUAUGUCAUUGGUACUCGAUCAUACUUCUGCAGAUCAUCUUGACAGAAUGUCAACUAACCAUACAGUUGAGUUUGCGGCCCGUGAGAUAAUAUCAAAGGAAUCGUUGGACAAGGUGGCCUUAUUGUUGGACAGGUUGCCAAAGUUAGUUUAUAAUGAUUACAUUCGCGAAUCGAUUAUGACCAACUUCACACCAGGUGUCGUUCCUCAUUUCCUGGACAAGUUUACAAUCACAGACUACAACACGAAUGGAAGGAUCAAUGCUAAUGUGAUGGGCAUGAUUGCAACAGCCUUCUACAAUGACAAUCAAUAUGCAUUGGACAUACUCGUACAGCGAUUAAAGGAUGCUGGACAGCCACUACCAACAGUCACACUCAGAACAUUGAUGAAGGCAUCACAUAACAAUGCCUAUCAUAUGUUGGAACAUUACUUAAAGUCAACAGAGUUCAACAAUCAUUCCAAGACAAACCAAUUACGAACCCUCAACAUGAUCAUGCAUCGAGCCUUGAUGAGUGGGCGCUCUCGCAUCAUCAAACUAUGUCAACAUUCAAUCAAAGUCAUUCAAGAAAACAGGAAGAGAGAUAGAGACGAUUAUGGAGACAAGGACCAUUGUGGAGAUAUUGAUCAGAUCAUGGUUGUCCACGCAUCUUCACACUUGGAGACCGCAGUUCACAAGGUGUUCACAGAUAAUAAGUUGUGCCAGACCAUCAUGUAUCAGCCAGGCCUUGAUCCAUCCCAACAAGUACAUACUAGACAUAUUGUUGGGCGAUCCAAGAAUGGUAAUCAAUCCCAACAUUGA